UUAUGUGCAAACGCUAAUAUGUAAUCACAACUCGAUGAGCGAUGCAUUUUAGGCAUAUAUUUUCAGGGAAUCACAGUUGCAAAAUACGUUGUCUGCCAGACGCGCCUUAUGUAAUUCUGUCGCAUGUUGAAAUGUGUGUGAAUCCGUGUGAUAUUUGAUAAAGAUGGACAACAGCAGAACACAUCAUGAAAGACAUUGACACAAGAGGGAGUGACAAAGAUGAUACCUGGUGUGAUGGGACAGAGAACGAGGAAGAGGAGGUUCCUAUAAGAAGAAGUUUCUCUGUGGAGGAUCUUCUGGAUGAGGUGGAGAAAAUCAGCAAUGUUGCCUCUGGAGGCUCAAAGGUGAAGGUGGUGGUGAGACUGUGGAAGGAUGGCUUCACCCUGAAUGACGAGGAGUUCAGGAGCUACUCUGUACAGGAGAACCAGGAUUUCCUGGAAGCCAUCAAACGAGGUGAGCUGCCUGUGGAGUUGGAGAGCAGGGCAGAGGAGGAGGAACUGGAGGUGAAUGUAGAGGAUCUAACAGAGGAGGCGUAUGUUCCCAGGAAGAAGACCUUUCAUCCCUUCAGUGGGCCAGGGUACAGGCUGGGCAGUGUUGCUCCCAGAGUAGUGGUCCGGUCUCCAUCGGUGCACGAGGAGGGGGAGUUCCUCCCGAUCCCCAUGAUAACACUGGACCACGGCCUCCCUGUCACCUCUCUGCAAAUCUGGUUGGCUGACGGCAGGAGGCUGGUGCAGAGGUUCAACCUAUCACACAGGAUUAGUGACGUUCACGACUAUGUCCAGCGCUGUCAGAGGAACGGCUCACCUUUCAUCUUGACCACCUCACUUCCUUUCCGCGAGCUCCGGGAGGAGGAGCUAAGUCUGGAGCAGGCGGACCUAGCUAAUGCUGUCAUUGUCCAGAGGCCCCUCAACACAGAGCCCCCCUUUGGACACUCCUGAGUCCUGACCAAUUGGAACAUUCACAGAGACCCUGAAAUCCCACCCACUGGUCACACAGACCCUUUUCCCAACAGAAACAUCCCUCUUAGUUCACUCCUGAAGUGAAGGCAAUACUCAUAUACAGUAGUCCCUCUGGUCUGUCCAGGGUGGAGAUGUUGCUCCCAAUCCCCAGUCACAGCCCCCCUUAUAUUCAUCCAAGCCUCCUCUACUCCCCUCUUUCCUCUGUAGCUGCUGACGUCUCACAUCACUCCUUGAGCAUCAACAGGGCUCCAACUGACUCCACUACCGCUCUAGCAAUGUGAUGAAAACCCAACACAGCCAAUUCAGCCGUAUCUUCCUAUGUGUCUAUCAAUCAGUGCUGUAAAAUGUUCCCUAAGCUCAACAUGUCUUCCUAUUCUGUAACUAUUACCAAGGAUAUGGAAUACACUGUGAAUGUUGUGCACUAUUUUAAAGUGCAUUAAUGUUGUGUUUGAUUGGUGGUUAUUAAGCGGCGAUAGUCUAGCGUGCGUCAAGAAAACAUUCUGCAUCAUCAUUCUGUCUUUAUGGAAAAGGUGCAAUCACAUUUAACAUUUUGACUGCAGUGGGCUAAGUCAGGGUCACAGUGUUUCCUGGUAGUCUUAAACAAAUAUACUUAGAAACGAAAGUAUACACCUCACACAUGGAAACGGAGUCGAUGUCUUUAAAUGUACAGUACACUAUGCACCACACCUGCUUACUUCCUGAUCAAUAAUAAACUACGUCCUUCAACUAUCCAA
This is a messenger RNA of Oncorhynchus mykiss (rainbow trout), 1693 nucleotides long. RefSeq names its product UBX domain protein 2A (gene ubxn2a). Gene Ontology annotation, molecular function: ubiquitin binding. Gene Ontology annotation, cellular component: nucleus; cytosol. Gene Ontology annotation, biological process: Golgi organization; autophagosome assembly; membrane fusion. NCBI's taxonomy places the organism in Eukaryota, Metazoa, Chordata, Actinopteri, Salmoniformes, Salmonidae. The record is from RefSeq and is a predicted model, not a curated record.